UAAUAGCGUCCGCUGAGAUGAUUGAAAUUUCGGAAGAAAAUGUUAAACUUAUUCAAAAAUAUUUAAAUGGCAUUGUACAGUUUUUGUAUAUCAAUAGAUGGAUUUUAGAUGCAUACGUUUCGGACUUUUACUUUAAAAAUCAUUGGGAUAGACUACCAAGCCAAUGGCAACAGUCACUGGAAAUUUUGGAACCUGAGGAAUUAGCAGAGCUGUUGACUGCAGGACCAAUAUGUAGAAGACAGACACUGCCCUUGUCACUGUUGUGUUUUAGAGCCUGUUGUCAAAACUUUGCAUUGAACAGAAAUGUCCAAGAUACUAAAAGUGUUUGUCAACAAAUCAGAGGAAAAUAUUCACCUCUCAGAGAAGAUGAGCUCACACCAAGUGCUGUGCUACAUCCAACAGAGAGUGGCGGCCAGUUGCAUGCCUACUUCAGGAAGCAUGUGAAACCAAAGAAACAGCAUGAAAUAACUAAUCUUGGCAAGGUAAUUUAUGAAUUGUCGCGAGAGAUCGGGUGUGACCAUGUGGUUGAUGUGGGCUCAGGGCUGGGACAUCUCGCCCGACUGCUGGCAUUUGGGUUCGGGCUCAAUGUCACGUCAGUGGAGGCUGCGGACACUCAUGCACCAAAGGCCACCAAAUAUGACCGGGAAAUUGAUAGGGAGAUGAAGAAAAAGAUGGAGCUAACAGGCAGUGUUGCUCCUAUGCCUCACCAUGUGACCAGCAUGAUCUACCCCCAUAUGGGCACUCAACAGUUCAUGCAAGUCUUGGCUGGGCCUAGCAAGGAGUGGAACCAAAGCACUAUUACAAGCCUCACAGGGUCAAUUCUUGAAAGUACAUGUAACUCAGCAGAGAAAUCAUCAACAUUCAUGCAAGGGGUUCAAGCUGAAUCAGAUAAGACAGAAAAACAAUGUGUUCAAAAUAGUGAUACUGAUAGGAUGAUGGGUAAAUCAGGAGAUCAAGCUAACAAAAGACACAGUGGUGAAGACUUUGAGUGUGAGAUAAAUACCAAAACUUUGAAAUCAAAACACCAAGUGAUAUGUUAUCCAGAAAUAUCAACUCAAAAUCAAAACAUUGACCAAAUAUGCUCAUAUGAACAUUCACACAACAGAAGCUCAGAGCAAAUGUCAAAGGAAGCAGAUGAGAAUUCUGACUGUAAAGAUGAGGAAAAUGUCAUUAUAAAUCAAAAUGAGAAAUCAAGCGUCAAAGACUGUGAGCAGCAGGCCCAGUCAUCACUCGGAAACAAUGGAGAGAAAGCAAGGUUUAUCCUGACUGGCCUUCAUGCAUGUGGGGAUCUCACAGCCACAUUUCUCAGGUUCUAUGUCAAUUGUGAAGCUGCUGUGGGACUCGCCUCUGUUGGAUGCUGCUACAUGAAACUCUCUGACAGCAGCACCAGAGCCAAUGAUCUGGGUUAUCCAAUGAGUGAGUAUGUGGCUAGUCUACCUGACCACCAGCAGUCCUAUGCUUCCAGGGAAUUGGCCUGCCAUUUUGCAGACACCUACUACAAUAGACUGAAAGCCAACUCCCCACACCUGAUGAUCCACAGUUACCGUGCAGCUCUAGAGUGGCUGGCCAAUCAACUGAGUCCCGGCUUCCUAAGGACUGCUGUACAGAUACCAGCAAAGAAAACUAACAACAUGGACUUUAACAGCUAUGUUAGGCUAGGACUGGAGAAGCUGUGUAUACCCACGUCGGACCUCACAGACGAGAUGUUGGAGACAGCUAAAAAGAUGAAUGGCCACUGGAAGGAUGUGGUGGCCUUCUACACAAUACGCUUGGCACUCGCUCCUGUAGUGGAGAGCUUAGUUCUUCUGGACAGAAUGAUGUUUUUGUAUGAGAAAGGCAACAGAAGUGUCAUUGCUCCUAUUUUUGAUCCAAGCCUGUCUCCAAGAAACUUUGUUCUGUUAUCAUGGAAACAACAUCAUGAAUGACACUGUACCACAAACAGAUUUUGAUAUUGAUAUUUUUUUCACUAGACCACCGAGUAGUUUGCUUCAAAAUUGUAUGUUUUAUUAAAACUAUUUUGGAAAGUAUCAUUCAAUGAUUUGAAGUUAUUUUGUUUUCAGAUAUAUUUACAAACAUUACUGUUUUAUUUUGAUAUUAUCAUACUAUUUCUUGUAUAUUAUACAUAAACAAAUGUUAGUCAAGAUGA
Messenger RNA from Mya arenaria, 2146 nucleotides. Its product is annotated as methyltransferase-like protein 25B. NCBI's taxonomy places the organism in Eukaryota, Metazoa, Mollusca, Bivalvia, Myida, Myidae. The record is from RefSeq and is a predicted model, not a curated record. The transcript is spliced from 12 exons. The coding region runs from base 18 to 1925 and encodes 635 amino acids.